CCAUUACAACCUAAGAAGCCAAUAAUGUUGUGUCAACAAGGCUGAGAGCCAAAACCCAAGCCCAGGGCCCUUUGAUAAUGUUGGAGUCUAAGUGGGAACCCGGUUGGAGGGAUUCCAGAGCUCCCGUCACCCCGUAAUCAACCUUCAUGGUCCUCGGAGACUGAAGUGUCCCAACCCCAGGGUCUUCAGUGUCUUAGGCUGCUCUCAGGUCUCUAAAUCCAUCAUGGAAGCCUCUGGUGGGCCUGUUGGAAGUUUUCUUCCCUUGACACUCUGGUCUCUCAGUUACCUAAAACUCUUUGUCCCUCUGAUUUUAUUCCCCGACCCUGGUGACAGCUGAGUCAGAGACAGGCCACUUCCCCUGGAUUCCUGAUGGAUCCCUGGGGGCUGCUCCUUGGCUGUAUCCCUGAGUCUCCUAGUCAGUCCAGCCUCCCCCCUCCUAGGGCGGGGAGUCCCGGGCUAGGCCGGGGGAGGGGGUGGACUUUUGGCCCGUUUAUUCCCUCCAUCACAGUCAACAGCUGCCGAGCGAGCGGAGCAGGCUUGGCUCAUUCCUCUGACCUGCCAGGAAGCAGAGAGUCCCAGAGACUGGACCGAGACAGUCAGACCUGGGCUCCAGGAGAAGGCAGACGGGGAUCGCAGCUGGACAGGCUGUCCUUCAGCCUUCUCCCUCCUCAGUCUUCCUUAGCAUCGCUUUGGGGCCAAAAGCCCCCAGAAUUCCCCUGGAGGUACCACCUCUAUCCCGAUCCCUGGGGCUCGAGCCCCUUGGGGCACCUGCACCCCAGCAUGUCUAUAGCUGUGGAGACCUUCGGCUUCUUCAUGUCAGCCCUGGGACUGCUGAUGCUCGGCGUGACGCUCCCAAACAGCUACUGGAGAGUGUCCACCGUGCACGGGAACGUCAUCACCACCAACACCAUCUUUGAGAACCUGUGGUACAGCUGUGCCACAGACUCCAUGGGAGUCUCCAACUGCUGGGAGUUCCCUUCCAUGCUGGCGCUCUCUGGGUACGUCCAGGGCUGCCGCGCCCUCAUGAUCACCGCCAUCCUCCUGGGCUUCCUGGGCCUCUUCCUAGGCAUGGUGGGGCUGCGCUGCACCAACGUGGGGAACAUCGAUCUCUCCAGAAAGGCCAAGAUACUGGCCAUUGCAGGGGCCCUCCACAUACUCGCUGGGGCCUGCGGAAUGGUGGCUAUCUCCUGGUACGCCAUCAACAUCACUACUGACUUCUUCAACCCCUUGUAUGUUGGAACCAAGUAUGAGCUGGGUCCCGCCCUCUACUUGGGCUGGAGUGCCUCCCUGCUCUCCAUUCUGGGUGGCAUCUGUCUCUUUUCCACCUGCUGCUGUGCCGCCAAGGAAGACCCAGUCACCAGGACUGGCCUUCCCUACAAGGCUUCUACAGUUGUGGUACCCAAAGCCACCUCGGAUGAAACCGACAUCAGCUUUGGUAAAUAUGGCAAAAACGCCUACGUGUAGGAGCUCUGGCCUGGUGGACACCAGUUCUUGUCCCACUGUCCCCAGCGGAAGUGUCCCCAGGACCGUCAGACCACUCUCCAGUUAAUAACCUCAGGACAGACCAUUUUCAGACUCCACCCUGUGCCUGGAAGCCACGGCCUGCUCUGGGCACACCUUAUCUGGCACUCCAGCCUCUCCCAGGAACAGAAGCUGUGGAGGCUGCUUGCGUGGCCUCUUACAGCUGGACCCAAGGGGACAGAGGUGUCUGCAGCUUGUGACACCAUAUGAACACAUGUAUAAAUAAAUGUAUAUUGUGAUUGUUCGGGGCUUCAGGGGUCAGGAAGGUGCAGCAAGUACCAAACCAUGCCGGUCAAGACUGUCCACUUGAGCAGUCUCAGCCAGUGACACAGUGUGCCAAGGGGCUGGGGAGACGGCUCGGUGAGUUACAGUGUCUGCCGCACAAGUAUGAGGGCCUGAGUUCAAAUCCCCAGAAUCCAUGUAAAAAGCCAGGUGUGGUCACACUCGUGUAACCCGAGCGCGGUUGGGGAGGCUGAGGCUUACUGGCUUCCAGCCCAGCUCAAGGUCCAUGUGAGACCCUGUCUCUAAGGAAUAAAGUGGAGAUUGAGAGAGCAGGGUGCUAGAAGCCCUCCUCCGACCUUCCAGGCACACAGACUCGAGCACAAACAACACACACACACACACACACACACACACACACACACACACACACAUGCACACACGCACAUUCUUAAAAAAAGGUGUGGCAAGUGAUCUGAAAAGGAGAAUAGCUAAUUGCCGCUCAGAGUCACCCACCUCAGGGAAUUAUUGUUAGCUGGGACGCCCCUAGACAGCUGAUAGUCUCUCUCUUUUGACUCUUAACCUGUUUUUUUACAGCUGCACAGAGGAGCAGUUGGUCUAGAACAGGAGUUUGUGUGUGUGUGUGUGUGUGUGUGUGUGUGUGUGUUUGAACUAGAUCUGGGGUUUAAUAAAGAUAUUUUAAAAGA
Peromyscus maniculatus bairdii (prairie deer mouse) is the source of this 2447-nucleotide messenger RNA. It is a transcript of the gene Cldn15, whose product is annotated as claudin 15. The record is from RefSeq and is a predicted model, not a curated record. Gene Ontology annotation, molecular function: structural molecule activity. Gene Ontology annotation, cellular component: membrane; bicellular tight junction. Lineage: Eukaryota; Metazoa; Chordata; Mammalia; Rodentia; Cricetidae.